Lottia gigantea (owl limpet) is the source of this 3357-nucleotide messenger RNA. RefSeq lists its product as hypothetical. The transcript has a single exon. Bases 1 to 3357 code for a protein of 1118 amino acids. NCBI's taxonomy places the organism in Eukaryota, Metazoa, Mollusca, Gastropoda, Lottiidae. The record is from RefSeq and is a predicted model, not a curated record.
AUGAAGAUCUACAUAUUGAUUUCACUGGCCUCUAUCUGGUUUCUUCCACUGGUAAAAUCUGCUUGCAAAAACGAUGCCGCUGGUUCGAAAUUGGAAUUCUGGCUAACCAUAUCAAAAGACAGCGACCAAGUUGAAACUGUGUAUUCCAAAUGGUUAAACAAGAAUAGAAACGAUGCACAUGGUAUUUUUACUGCAUUAUGGGCUCGUCUUUUUGACUAUACUUCUUCAGAAGUAAGUCGAUACAGAACCGUUAGUGGUAGACUGGAUUCGAUAAAGAACGCAAGAGAUGAACUGAAAAGAGUUUGUGAUGAUUGGAAAAACUCCGGCGCAAAGAUUUGGCCCUACUGCGCAUUAGCUAAAGAUUUCACUUGUAAAUUUUACGAGGCUGUACAGGCAUGCUAUGAUGCUGGAAAUAUUGGAGCGGAUAAUCAGAAGAUUGCUUCUCCACUUGGCCCGGACACCGACGCAAGAUCAGCAGCCAUCAAUAAGCUAUUCCACGAAGACGUCCUCCUCAUUUUACCAAUACAAACAAUAGAAAGUGCAUUCUACUCUUCUGGCAUGGUUACACAGACAUAUUACAAACUAUAUCAAUACCAUCGACAACCAUCUACAUUUAGACCAAACACUCUUAAUAACUGGAAUAAAUGGGGUCAAGUUAAACAAAAGGUUACUGCUGAAUGUGCGAAACAUGGAAAGAAACAAGUAGGAAUCCAAUACUACUGUAAGGCAAAGGCUAUCAUGGUAUUAUUCGAAACUUGUAUCAGACUCGAACGACCUGAUUCCUGUACGUUUGAUUCAAGUUUUCAACAUCACUGGGACACUGGUACACAGUUCGACUAUUGGAGAAAGAGUACCAAUGUUCCUACUAUUAUCUUAAAGCUUACAGUGGAAUAUUUCCUCUCUCAAGUCUUUUCACUUUACAAAAAUGACGAUUACAAUGGUUUGAAGAAACAUAUUGAUCAAUAUCUUCCAUAUUUAAAUGUCGAAGGCAAGUACUGUUCUCAAGGCUGGUCGCAAAGAGUCCCAUGUACAGAUGAUCAGUGUAAGGCACUUUGGAUGUACAGACCAGACUGUACGGUAAAGAGAAUAGCAGAUGCAGCAAAGAAAUAUGUUGAUUUACGAAAAGCGGGUAAGUCGUUAACUGACCAAGAUGUCAAAGAUGCUCGUGAUGCUCUAGCUGUUUGGCAGAUAUAUCCACAUGUUUUAGAGGUAAUUUCACCAGAGGCUGUCCCGCUACCAGUGUUAACAGAACUUCAAAAACGAAUCACCAACAUUUUACAACCAUAUGAAUUACGUAAAUUGACAAAGUAUCUCACUAACUUUCCACCAGCUCGUUACUCUACACCAGAUAUUGUUAGGAAAAUAUGUAGUCCAGUUGUCCCUAAAUACAGUUCAUAUUGCUUACUAGAACCGACAAUAAACAUCAUUCAAGAUGCAUCUGGUAAAGUCCAAACGGGAGUAAAGAAAGUCGUCAAGUUGAAUCCACAAAUCGAUUACACAGCACAACUAGAACAAUUACAGUUGGAAACCAUCUCGAAUAAGAUUAACAAACAAACUAAGAAGCUGUUCGAUAACCUUUCAGCUGACCUUAAAGCCAACUUCAAGGCAUUAGCUAACUAUUUCGGCUCACUGGCAAACUACGACAAAACUAAAGCGGUUGCUGAUAUUGGUUUUAUUAAAGGAAGUUUAGAAACAUUUGAUACUAAAAUAAAGGAUUUGUGUAGAACAGUAGGCGACUUUAUUAAAAAUAUUAUGAUAGGAGCAUUUGUGGGAGUUUUUGCUGAAUUAGUUCAACGCACUGCUGAAUUGACCACUUUUAUAGUUGAAGCCGGAAACCCAUUAAAAUGGCUUACUGGCGGUGCAAUAGGUGACAUUUUGUCGGCAAUUGACGCACUUGCUCAAGCUGGCGUAGGAGUAUCUAGAGUUGCAUCAAUCACUGCUAAUGACCUUCCAGAUUUGGUAAAAACAGCCAUAACCUUAAAAACAAAUUUCGCAAAAAACCAAAAAUUUAUCAAAUUGACGAGGGAAGUAGUUGACGGUCUUGCGAGUGGUGCUGAUGUUGAAGAUCAAGUGAGUGAAUUUUUAAGUAUGUAUAAUAACUAUUCACCAGCUGUGUUACAGUCAGACAUCACUAGCUAUGGCGAAAAAUUGUCUGGAGUAAGUGAAAGUUAUUGCGAAACUUUAUCUGAGGGAUCUUCUGCGGCAUCGGCAAUUGUUGAGAUGGGCAUAGCAGCUUCAGGAGAUUGCAGAAAAGUUAAAAUACGAGUGGCAGAGCUUGUUACUGUCUAUGUAGAAAUGUAUGACUACCAGAAUGAUCUUAUGACAUCAUUGUCCGAAGCUGCAAGAGCUCAUUUAGCAGCAAAAAAAGCUGAAGAUAUGAAAAAGGUGUAUAGUUCCGCGCAAUCAGAAAAUCGACAUUUUUUGUCACAGUAUGCUGUUAUGACUAUGGCUUUGUCAAUAUUUCACGUUUGGACUAUUGUACAGGAAUAUUGUAAUACAUUGGUUUAUAUUCACGGUGGUCAGAUGCCAAACACGUGCCAUACUGCCCUGGCAUAUCCGUCGUUUACAAAUAUUAUUGAUGUAAUAAGUUAUAAACCGAAAGAAGUUUGUAAUACAAACAAUGAGAUUAGAGAUUAUAUUGCUAUAAACACUAAACCCAGAAACGAUAAUGAUACUGGAUAUGUGGAUCUAGAGAAACUGUAUGCGAAGGAGUCUAUUGACAUCAAGAUAAAAGAUAAACAAGAUUUAUUAGAAUGGAAAUGGGUUGACGAAGAAAGUCUGAAUAAGGUUGCUUAUAUCAAGAAUUUUGAUCUAUUCAUUCUACCAAUAGGGGGAAUGCAGACACACUUGAUUAGGACAUCUGUUACUGUCGGUAAUCAAAAUAAAUUACAACCACUAUCGGAAACAAAAUAUAUUUUUGAAACUCCGUCUUUCACAACACGAUAUUAUGAAAAUAGCAUGAGAUGUGUGAAUCCGCAGAUCAGAAGCCCGUAUUUCAUAUGUGAUGAAAGUAAAGUUUUAGAUCUGUGUAUAACAUCUAGUGGUGUAAGAACUGGUGCGAUCAAACCAUCAAUUUACAACACCUUUACGAUUAAAGUAGUUUCACUUCCUUCCUCAGCAAUAGUACCCAAACCCAAAACUGAUGUCAAGCUGUAUGCAGGAGUAACUUUUUGUUUCGUAGAGGGUGAUAAAACGAAACGAAAUGUUAAUCUGAAAGGAGAAAAGAAGUCGAAACGUAAAAUUACCAAGCGGGGAAUUAGAGCUUGCUGUGCUGCGAACCAUUACUUCACAGGAUCUGCUUGCGCAAAAUGUCCCGGUAAUUCAGUAUCGAAAUUCGAUGGAUACUACUGUGAAUAA